AUGGUCGCCGCAAAGAUUGACGGCACGGCGCUCGCCAAGAAGAUCCGGGAGUCGCUGCGUGCCGACAUCGCCGAACAGCAGAAGUCCAACCCGCGUUUCCAGCCAAGCCUCAAGAUCAUCCAGGCUCACACUGACUCAAUUGCUUCUACAGUCGCCGACCGGUCUGACUCCUCUACCUAUGUUCGCAUGAAGCUCAAGGCCGCCGAAGAGGCUGGCAUUCUCUGUGAGCUCAUCCACCUGCCCGAGUCAAUCUCCGAGCCUGAGCUGCUCGAGGAGAUCGAGCGCCUCAACUACAACCCCAGCGUUCACGGCAUCCUUGUCCAGUUGCCGCUGCCAAAGCACCUGUCUGAGUACAAUGUCACCUCGGCUGUCGCUGCCGAGAAGGAUCGCGCGCGCCCCGCUUUUUCAUCCCCCUGCACGCCCAAGGGAAUCAUGGCCCUCCUCAAGGAGACCGGUAUCAAUCUGCGGGGAAAGAACGCCGUCGUCGUUGGCCGCAGCGACAUUGUCGGCAGCCCCGUCGCCUCGCUUCUGCGCCAUGCAGAUGCCACCGUGACAACAUGCCACUCGCAGACCCAGGGCUUGGUUGACCACAUUCAGCAGGCCGACGUGGUCGUCGCCGCCAUUGGCCAGCCCGAGUUCAUCCUGGGCAGCUGGCUGAAGCCCGGUGCCGUCGUCAUUGACGUCGGCACCAACUACAUCCCGGACGCGACCAAGAAAUCCGGCCAGCGCCUCGUCGGCGAUGUGAACCACGAGCAGGUCGCGCAAGUUGCGUCGUAUCUCACGCCCGUGCCCGGUGGUGUUGGCCCGAUGACCGUCGCCAUGCUGAUGCAGAACGUGGUCGAGGCCGCCACCAACUACUUUGAGGGCCUGAAGAACCGCCACAUUGUACCACUGCCCUUGAAACUGCAGGAGCCCGUCCCGUCGGACAUUACCGUGUCCCGUGCGCAGCGGCCAAAGCAAAUCACUCGCGUGGCUUCCGAGAUUGGCAUCACCACCGCCGAGCUGGAGCCGUACGGCGCCUACAAGGCCAAGGUCGACCUUGAUGUCCUGAAGCGUCUCGAGCACCGCCAGAACGGUCGCUACGUCGUGGUGACGGGUAUCACGCCCACGCCGCUGGGCGAGGGCAAGUCGACCACUACCAUGGGUCUUGCCCAGGCCCUGGGCGCCCACCUCGGCCGCCUCACGUUUGCCAACGUUCGCCAGCCCAGCCAGGGCCCGACAUUCGGCAUUAAGGGCGGUGCGGCCGGUGGUGGCUACAGCCAGGUCAUCCCCAUGGACGAGUUCAACUUGCACCUCACAGGCGACAUCCACGCCAUCUCGGCGGCCAACAACCUGCUGGCGGCUGCCAUUGAGACGCGCAUUUUCCACGAGAACACGCAAAAGGACGGCCCCCUCUACAAGCGCCUGGUACCCGCCAAGAACGGCAAGCGAACUUUCCAACCGGUCAUGUUCCGUCGUCUGAAGAAGCUCGGCAUCGACAAGACCGAUCCCGACUCUCUGACACCGGAGGAGAUCACCAUGUUUGCCCGUCUCGACAUCGAUCCGGAGACAAUCACCUGGAAGCGUGUCCUGGAUGUCAACGACCGCCACUUGCGCGGCAUCACGGUCGGCACGGCGCCCACCGAGAAGGGGCAGACCCGCGAAACUGGCUUCGACAUUUCCGUGGCCAGUGAGUGCAUGGCCAUCCUGGCCUUGAGCACAAGCCUGUCGGACAUGCGUGAGCGCCUCGGCCGCAUGGUGGUUGCGACGUCGCGCAGCGGCGACCCUGUGACGUGCGACGACAUUGGCGCCGGCGGUGCCCUCGCGGCACUGAUGAAAGACGCCAUCAAGCCCAACCUGAUGCAGUCGCUGGAGGGCACGCCCGUCUUCGUCCACGCGGGCCCCUUUGCCAACAUUAGCAUUGGCAACAGCUCGAUUCUGGCGGACAAGCUGGCUCUCAAACUCGCCGGCACAGAGCCGGACGAAGACCCCAAGGCCAAGGCCGGUUUCGUCGUGACCGAGGCCGGUUUCGACUUCACCAUGGGUGGUGAGCGGUUCUUCAACAUCAAAUGUCGCACGUCCGGCCUCGUACCCGACGUCGUUGUCGUGGUGGCGACUGUCCGUGCUCUGAAGGUGCACGGUGGCGGCCCUCCGAUUUCACCUGGCGCGCCGCUCAAUGCCGUCUACCGCGAGGAGAACGUCGACAUCCUGCGCAAGGGCUGCGUCAAUCUGCGCAAGCACAUUGCCAAUGCCAAGACGUACGGUGUGCCCGUUGUUGUGGCCAUCAACAAGUUUUCGACGGACACGGACGCCGAGAUUGCCGUAAUUCGCGAGGAGGCCAUUGCCGCGGGUGCCGAGGACGCCAUCCUGGCCAACCACUGGGCCGAGGGUGGCAAAGGCGCUGUCGACCUGGCCAACGCCGUCGUUGCCGCCAGCGAGAAGCCCAAGGACUUCCAUCUUCUGUACAGCCUCGAGGGCAGCGUGCAGGAGCGUAUUGAGAAGAUUGCGCGCGACAUGUACGGCGCGGCGGCUGUCGAGUUCAGCGAGCUGGCACAGAAGAAGGUGGACACGUACACCCGCCAAGGAUUUGGCAACCUGCCCAUCUGCGUGGCCAAGACGCAGUACUCGCUGUCGCACGACCCAGACCUGAAGGGUGCACCCACAGGAUUCACCGUGCCCAUCCGGGACGUGCGCAUGGCGGCUGGUGCAGGAUACUUGUACGCUCUUGCUGCUGAUAUUCAGACCAUCCCGGGUCUGCCCACCGCGCCGGGAUAUCUCAACGUCGAUAUCGAUGUCGAGACGGGCGAGAUCGACGGUCUCUUCUAA
Messenger RNA from Sporothrix schenckii 1099-18, 2805 nucleotides. Its product is annotated as methylenetetrahydrofolate dehydrogenase (NADP+). Lineage: Eukaryota; Fungi; Ascomycota; Sordariomycetes; Ophiostomatales; Ophiostomataceae. Gene Ontology annotation, cellular component: cytosol. Gene Ontology annotation, biological process: tetrahydrofolate interconversion. Gene Ontology annotation, molecular function: methylenetetrahydrofolate dehydrogenase (NADP+) activity; methenyltetrahydrofolate cyclohydrolase activity; ATP binding. The coding region runs from base 1 to 2805 and encodes 934 amino acids. The record is from RefSeq and is a predicted model, not a curated record. The transcript has 6 exons.